Messenger RNA from Naegleria lovaniensis, 1065 nucleotides. RefSeq lists its product as uncharacterized. The coding region runs from base 1 to 1065 and encodes 354 amino acids. The transcript has 2 exons. NCBI's taxonomy places the organism in Eukaryota, Heterolobosea, Eutetramitea, Acrasida, Naegleriidae. The record is from RefSeq and is a predicted model, not a curated record.
AUGGAUCCGACACCCAUUCCAAUAACAUUAAAUUAUUUGAAGAGUUGUUUCGGUGUGAAUAAUUUCACAUCCGUUGACGAUCAUCAAACAGACAAGAAUUUGGACAUUCAAGAGCUUAUAAACAAUGUUCGAUAUUUUGAUCAACAUGACGAAUCUAAAGGGUGUAUUAGAAAAAUUAUGAUUGGAUAUCCGACAAGGAGUUUUUCAAACUUAUUUGAAGAGAUUGCAUUUAUUUGGAUCUUGUGGAUGGAACAAAACCAAUUUCCAAUUCAAUUUCAAAAAUUCACUUUGCUAGAAGACGAUUGGCACUAUUAUUCAAUGUUUGAAGAAACCUUUACGAACAGAAUACUAGCACUGAAACAAGCGAUGGAUCAAGAAAUACCACACAUUCAAGAAAUGGUCCAUUCAAUUAUCAGGGAUAUGGGCUUGAGAGGAAUUCAAACAUGUUUACGAAUGAGAAAAACCGUUGGAAGUAUUCGAUAUCUUAUUCCAACCUAUUCUGCACUCGUUACUGCAUUUUGUCGUGUCUUGGAACCAAGUAGUGGUCUGACCGUAGGUGCAAGAGCUCUUGCAAAACAUUGUCAUCGAAGUGAAACAGACAAGUGGUGGGGAGGCUCGAACAUCCUCAAAGGAAAUGCACAACAGAAAAACAAAACAGCACUUUCAAUUCUUUCCAAGAUUCUUGAUGAAGCAACCUUCAUUAAUAGCCAUACCCUUCCACACAAUGUACCUUGUAUUGAAGUGAGAAAUCAUGAAGGUUACGGAUCAAGGUGGAUCUAUAAGAGACAUCUCUCCUCGCAUCAUCAUCCUCAUAAUAAUACGGAGAACAACAACCCACGCAUGAUGCAUCACACCACUAGUCUUGUUGACUCAUCGACUAGUCAUAAUAUCAUUGAUGUAUCAACAACCAGUGAAUCAGCAGUUGAGGCUAUCAACCACUCCAAUAACCGCUGUAGUAGCAUCUCUACGAGUUCAAUGUGCUAUGAAGACGAUAACCAAAUAAUAUUUCGAGGUUUUUUGGAGCCAUAUCAAGCAAAUGGACAUGAGAGUGGAUGGAAGCAUUGA